Molecule: messenger RNA, 1217 nt
Organism: Theobroma cacao (cacao)
Lineage: Eukaryota; Viridiplantae; Streptophyta; Magnoliopsida; Malvales; Malvaceae
Product: hydroxyproline-rich glycoprotein family protein
Source: RefSeq, a predicted model, not a curated record
UUUUUUAACCCUACUUUUCCCCUUUCUUUUCCUUCAUCUCGUUGGCUUCAAUGAUAAGGGACACACCAACCUCUUUUUAACACUCUCACUUCCCUUCUUCUCACUCUCUCUUCCUCUCUCCCCUUCAUAAUUUUGAUAAAGAAACAUUGUUCUUGGCGUAGUCCCUUUGUUUGGUUUUGUUUCCUUUUUGGGGUUUUGGGUGCUGCAUUUCAAGGAAUUCAGUUGAUCAAUCAGGGAAGUAAAACUGUUAUCCGUUGCCCAUGAUCUUUCCCAAGAUGGAAAGUUUUCAGACAAUUGUUGUGAUGGUGGUGGUAGUGCUGCUGCUGCCUUUAGCAGCAGUUUGUGCAGAAGAAAGCAGCAGCCCGAAUGCUACAUCCAAGUAUCAGAUCGAAUGCACAAUGUGUUCCUCAUGCGACAAUCCGUGUCAGCAGGUUCCAUCACCUCCACCUCCAUCUCCACCACCACCUUCACCCUCACCACCACCACCACCAGCUACAUCCAACAACAACAACUGCCCACCACCUCCAUCUCCACCCAGCUCUGGUGGUGGUGGUGGUGGUGGAAGCUACUACUACUCUCCACCGCCACCUCAAUCUGGCGGCAACAACUACUAUUAUCCACCGCCGCCGGGUGGUGUUAUUGGUGGCAUGUACUACCCUCCACCAACAUACAGAAACUACCCAACACCGCCACCUCCAAACCCUAUCGUUCCUUACUUUCCUUUCUACUACCACACUCCUCCACCUCCUUCAGGGUCUGGGAAACUGAUAGCUUGCUGGGUUUCUACUUUUGCUGCCACGCUGGGCCUUCUCCUUUGUUUCUUUUGAUAUUGAAAGCUAAAGAAGAAGAAAGAAGAAAAUAAUGUGGCAGAUUAGUAGAUCUGGGGAAACUUCUACAGCUUGAGAGGACAACAAAGACUAAAAUGGAAGAAAGAGAAAAAAGGUGGUGAUGGGAGCUGCUCUAGAUGCUUACAAAAUUGAACUUCUUUUCUAAAGAGGGGGUCAUAGACAAAGAAAGCAACAGGGGGAUGAGAUGAUGAGACUUCGAGAAUCCUAGAUAUGGGAGUAAUCUUUCUUUUUCCUCUGGCUCUCUAUUUUCUUCUCAUGCUGUAGACUGGUCUGUAAUUUGUUUUUGAUAAUUUUGCAUCUAUUUUUGUUCCAUUAAAAUAUUAAUGUUAAUUGGAAACUAAUAAGAAAAUUAGUCAAUUUUGACAAUAA